Messenger RNA from Ustilaginoidea virens, 2073 nucleotides. RefSeq lists its product as uncharacterized. The coding region runs from base 1 to 2073 and encodes 690 amino acids. Lineage: Eukaryota; Fungi; Ascomycota; Sordariomycetes; Hypocreales; Clavicipitaceae. The record is from RefSeq and is a predicted model, not a curated record. The transcript has 2 exons.
AUGCCUACCGCGGCCCCCUCCAAUAUGAACAGUAACAAUUCUCCCCCAGCUCACUUGUUUGUUGUGAGACAUGGAAGCCGGCUUGAUGCCGCCGACAAGUCGUGGCAUCUGACAUCCCCCACGCCAUACGAUCCUCCCCUAACCUACGGUGGAUUCUUGCAAGCCAGACAGGUUGGCAACCAGAUAGCCAGUCUCUUGAGGCAAGCGAGAGCCGACGAACAAACAUACAGUACCUCCAAUGGAUCCAAGAAGCGCAAGCGCUUCAGGGUCGUCAUUCACAGCUCCCCUUUCCUUCGAUGCGUACAAACCUCCAUCGGCAUCAGCUCAGGCCUUGCGCAGGCUUUUCCCGAUUCCGCCCACGGCCCUGUCGACUUGAUCGUCCCUCAAGCAGCAUCGCAGUCCCGACCAGACAUUCACUUCAAGUCGACUCUCUUGCGGCUCGAUUCAUUCUUGGGAGAAUGGCUGUCGCCAGAAUAUUUCGAAAUGAUUACCCCCCCGCCUGGCCCUGGCCUGAUGCUUGGCGGGGCAAAGGCAGAGCUUUUGAGACGCGAAGACUAUAGCUUCUACGCAAACGUUGCCAAGCCACAGCCGCAGCGAACUUCAUCGGGGUCCCUCUGGCAAUCGCCCGCUUCGAGUCCAUCCCAUGCGCCAGCCUCGCCGUCCGCUUCAGACGGCGAGGGAUCCAUCGAUGUCUCAGCACUAGGGCCUGCCCUCCCUGGUCAACCAGACCUGAAGGAAGGGUACAUGCCUCCGCGACCGUUGUACGCCGUGUCCAGUUCGGGCAGUAUACCGGAAGGCUUCGUAGCGCAUGCCAGAGAUGCCUGUGUGUCUGUAGACUAUCAAUGGGACUCGAUGCGGCCGCCAUUUGAUUUUGGAGACGGGGGCAAGCUCGGCGAGGAAUGGGCCUCGAUGCACAAGAGGUUUCGCGGCGGCGUCAAGAGACUGAUUAACUGGUACGCGUCCACCGACUCGCCUGCUGAUGUGAUGGGAAGCUCGUCAGGCGUUGAAAAGGCCACACAUUUCAGGGACUCGGAUGGGGAGGUGGAAACGGUGGUCAUCAUGGUUUCCCACGGUGCGGGCUGCAACGCGUUGAUAGGCGCAAUCACCCACCAACCCGUGCUGAUGGAUAUAGGUGUUGCCUCCAUCACCAUGGCCUCGAGGAAGCAAAACUUGGACUAUGCUGCGCUGCUUGCCUCGACGCCGUCACCAGCCGAUGCUUCCAAGAAGAAGAAGAUCUUGGUGCCCGUGGACAAGAUGUACGACAUUCGGCUCUCCGCGAGCACAGAGCAUUUACGGCGUUCGAACACCACAACGCCCGUCUUCACCAGGUCAGCAUCCACGGCCGGCACCCGGAACACAAUGGCCGCCGCCGCCGGCGCCCCCCGCGGCCGCACGUCGACAAUGGGUGGGCCAGUCAUGAGCCCAUUCACCUAUUCGGACCCCUUUUCACCUGCCGGAAGCAGAAGCACCUCGACCAGCGCCAUUGAUCCGCCCAAUAUCGCGCGGCGGGAAACGGCAUCUCACCGACCUUUGCCGCGAGGUACGGCUCUUGCAUCGGUGGGGUUUGGCAAAGCAGCUGCUGGUUGGUCGAAGCCGGGCAAUCCGUCCACCACUGGACCAGCUUCGACCAUUGGGCUGUGGUCGGCGGGACCAUCAUCUUUACGGCUCAUGGACGACGGCAGUGACGACACGGACGAGUUUGACACCAUGCUCCCAGACUUUGACCGGAAGAGAUUCGACGUGGGUUUGCGAACCAAGGACAAGAGACGAGGCAAUCUGUCGCUCGAGUCAAUCUGCUCAUCCGCAACGGAUGACGAUGCACCGGUCUUUCCGGAUUUCCCUCAACCAGGCGGCACGCCCCUGCACAACUCGGCAACUGCGCCCAUGUUGGCCGGCCCAAUCAAGCUCCACACCAAGCUGGGCCUGGACAAUACCGUCGAGGAGAUCAAGGCGACGCAGCUUGGCGCCGGUGUGGGAGGGCUCUGGGGAAUCCCGCCUCCGCUGGAUGAAGCGGAGCGGUUCAGAGACUUGAGCCAAACCAAGCGACGUUGGACGGUGAAUGAACGUGCCUGA